AGUAAUGAUCAUAUGGAACAUACUUUGUGCAUCCCUGGUGAUCCUUUCAUUGUCCCUGAUUCAAGAAGUGUCUUCUCAAGCAGUCUCCUGCAAAGGACGCUGCUUUGAAGUCUUUGAAAGAGGACGAGAGUGUGACUGUGAUGCAGACUGUGAAAGAUACGGCAAAUGCUGCCCGGACUACGCCGCACACUGCAAAGAGGCACACAAAGAACUUAAUACUCCUCCACCAACCAAAUCAACAUCUAAAAGGUCAUCCAAAAAUGAGGAAAAGAAGCCAGAGGAAGUAACACAGCCCCAUGAAGUGAUGGAAGAUAGUGGACCAGAAGCCAAAGUGACCAGUCCUGCUCCAACUACAACCCCCGCUGAUACAACCACACCUGAAGCAACUACACCGACUCCAAAACCCACUUUACCACCUACUACAAGUGCUACGACAGCAGCAACAACUCCUCUAGAGGCCACUACGGUUCAGACAGAUGCCCCUGCAACAACAGCAGCACCAACAACCAAGGCAGACCCGCCCACCACCCCCAAACCUGAAGACACAACCCCAGAGGCCACAGAGGCACCAACAACCAAGGUGGACCCUCCCACCACCCCUGAAGUAGAAGAUACAACCCCUGAUGCCACAGAGGAACCAAUCACUGAGGCAGACUCUCCCACACCCCCCAUACCUGAAGACACAAGCCCUGCAGCAACAGAGGAACCAACAACAGAGGAUGACUCUCCUACUACCCCAAAAGCUGAAGACACAACCUUAGAGGCCACAGAGGCAAUAAUAACCGAGGCAGACUCUCCCACAACUCCCAAGUUUGAAGAUACGACCCCUGAGGCUACAGAGGCACCAACAACUGAGGCAGACUCUCCCACCACCACCAAACCUGAAGAGACCACCCCAGAGGCACCAACAACUGAGGCAGACUCUCCCACCACCACCAAACCUGAAGAGACCACCUCAGAGGCACCAACGACCAAGCCAGACUCUUCCACCACCCCCAAACCUGAAGAGACCACCCCAGAAGCACCAACAACUGAGGCUGAAUCUCCCACCACCCCCAAACCUGAAGAGACCACCCCAGAGGCACCAACAACUGAGGCAGACUCUCCCACCACCACCAAACCUGAAGAGACCACCCCAGAAGCACCAACAACUGAGGCUGAAUCUCCCACCACCCCCAAACCUGAAGAGACCACCCCAGAGGCACCAACAACUGAGGCAGACUCUCCCACCACCCCCAAACCUGAAGAGACCACCCCAGAAGCCCCAACAACCAAGCCAGACUCUCCCACCACCCCCAAACCUGAAGAGACCACCCCAGAAGCCCCAACGACCAAGCCAGACUCUCCCACCACCCCCAAACCUGAAGAGACCACCCCAGAGGCACCAACAACCAAGCCAGAAUCUCCCACCACCCCCAAACCUGAAGAGACCACCCCAGAGGCACCAACAACUGAGGCUGACUCUCCCACCACCCCCAAACCUGAAGAGACCACCCCAGAAGCACCAACGACCAAGCCAGACUCUCCCACCACCCCCAAACCUGAAGAGACCACCCCAGAGGCACCAACGACCAAGCCAGACUCUCCCACCACCCUCAAACCUGAAGAGACCACCCCAGAGGCACCAACAACUGAGGCUGACUCUCCCACCACCCCCAAACCUGAAGAGACCACCCCAGAGGCACCAACGACCAAGCCAGAAUCUCCCACCACCCCCAAACCUGAAGAGACCACCCCAGAAGCCCCAACGACCAAGCCAGACUCUCCCACCACCCCCAAACCUGAAGAGACCACCCCAGAAGCACCAACGACCAAGCCAGACUCUCCCACCACCCCCAAACCUGAAGAGACCACCCCAGAGGCACCAACAACCAAGCCAGAAUCUCCCACCACCCCCAAACCUGAAGAGACCACCCCAGAGGCACCAACGACCAAGCCAGACUCUCCCACCACCCCCAAACCUGAAGAGACCACCCCAGAAGCCCCAAUGACCAAGCCAGACUCUCCCACCACCCCCAAACCUGAAGAGACCACCCCAGAAGCCCCAACGACCAAGCCAGACUCUCCCACCACCCCUAAACCUGAAGAGACCACCCCAGAGGCACCAAUGACCAAGCCAGACUCUCCCACCACCCCCAAACCUGAAGAGACCACCCCAGAAGCACCAACGACCAAGCCAGACUCUCCCACUACCCCUAAACCUGAAGAGACCACCCCAGAGGCACCAACAACUGAGGCUGACUCUCCCACCACCCCCAAACCUGAAGAGACCACCCCAGAAGCACCAACAACUGAGGCUGACUCUCCCACCACCCCCAAACCUGAAGAGACCACCCCAGAGGCACCAACGACCAAGCCAGACUUCCCCACCACCCCCAAACCUGAAGAGACCACCCCAGAAGCACCAACAACUGAGGCUGACUCUCUCACCACCCCCAAACCUGAAGAGACCACCCCAGAAGCACCAACAACCAAGCCAGACUCUCCCACCACCCCCAAACCUGAAGAGACCACCCCAGAAGCCCCAACAACCAAGCCAGACUCUCCCACCACCCCCAAACCUGAAGAGACCACCCCAGAAGCCCCAACGACCAAGCCAGACUCUCCCACUACCCCUAAACCUGAAGAGACCACCCCAGAGGCACCAACGACCAAGCCAGACUCUCCCACCACCCCCAAACCUGAAGAGACCACCCCAGAAGCCCCAACGACCAAGCCAGACUCUCCCACCACCCCCAAACCUGAAGAGACCACCCCAGAGGCACCAACGACCAAGCCAGACUCUCCCACCACCCCCAAACCUGAAGAGACCACCCCAGAGGCACCUACGACCAAGCCAGACUCUCCCACCACCCCCAAACCUGAAGAGACCACCCCAGAAGCACCAACGACCAAGCCAGACUUUCCCACCACCCCCAAACCUGAAGAGACCACCCCAGAGGCACCAACGACCAAGGCAGAGUUUCUCAUCACCCCUAAAUUGGUGUUGGCAACGGCAGCUAGGGCUACUGAGAUUGUUACAAUAAUUGACAAAAAAGACAAAACCACACCUAAAACUGUUGUUACUCCUAUAACCAAAGAGCCAACAACUGUAGAGACAACUACGGUGAGCAAAGAGGUAACGACACCCAAGAAAGACAAGACUACUGUGCUUAAAGACACCUUUACAGCAGCCAGUAGGAAAGACACAAGUACCGUAAGGACGGUGACAACAGCUAAACCAGAUGAUUCUCCUAAAGCUGUAACCACAGCAGCUGAAUCAGAAGCAACUCCUGCAGGCAAAAUGACAACAACAACUAAGCCGACUUUAUCAGCAGCAGCCAAAGAGAGCACAGGUGCUACCUGUGUUGUUGUAGUGAGCACAACAGCUAGUAAAAAAGAGGUAACAACCAUCAAAGAAACGAGCAUCACACCUGAAAAAGAAAUGGAUGAUGGCACUGAAAAAGCCCCUACUAUUGAAAAGGGAGAGGAAACUACAGUUACCCAAGAGACCACUACAAGAGAGAAAAAAGACACAAUAGAAGAAAUGUUUAUAAUUUCUAAUGGGACAUCUAAGCCAACUAUACAUUUCCAGGAGGUGCCCGACAUGAGAGAGGAGACCAACUCUGAAACUCUGCCAGGAAAAGAAGAGCCUGAGACAAACGACAAGCCUUUAGUGGAGACUGCAGACUUACCAGCGUUAACUGGAGAAACACAAGCGCUGCAGGACGAGAAGGACCUGUGCAGCGGGAAGCCGGCCGAUGGCAUGGUGGCCCUGCCGAACGGCACCCUGGCUGUCUUCCGAGGUCACUACUACUGGCUGCUGAACGGCAGGAGCCCCCCGAGCCCCGAGCCCCGCCGCAUCAGCGACGGCUGGGGCCUCCCCUCCCCCAUCGACGCCGUCUUCUCCCGCUGCAACUGCGACGGCAAGACCUUCUUCAUCAAGGGUCCCCUAUACUGGCGUUUCACCAACGGUGUUAUGGAUAAAGGCUAUCCCAAACCCCUUGCCAAUGGAUUUGCAGGGCUAAGUGGGAAAAUAGUGGCAACCCUCCCUGUGGCAAGAUACAACAGCAGACCAGAAUCUGUUUACUUCCUCAAAAAAGAUGGCAACAUGCAACAGUAUGUGUACAGACAAGAACCAGCCAAGAAGUGUCAGAGAAGGAGGACCCAGGUUACCAUAAGAUACCCAGCUUAUGUCCCAAGGCUCGUGAUAAGGAGACGCUUCCAGCGCGCGCUGAGAACACCAACCGUCAUUCAGAGCGUCAGAAUCAACCCGCACCCAUCUGGAGUUCUGCGCAAGGAAGUCAAAACAGCCACCUACUGGAGAGGGCUCCCCAAAGUCAUCCACUCAACCAUCUCUCUACCCAACCACAACAAACCAGAUGGCUACGACUAUUAUGCCUUCUCUUACAACCGGUACUACAGCCUGGAUGUGGGCAAAAGGAUAGCAAGACCUGUCACUGCUCUGACAGGAAAGACUGUCUCCAAAGACUGGUACAACUGUCCUACCAAGUGA
Molecule: messenger RNA, 4495 nt
Organism: Apus apus (common swift)
Lineage: Eukaryota; Metazoa; Chordata; Aves; Apodiformes; Apodidae
Gene: PRG4
Product: proteoglycan 4
Exons: 10
Coding region: 5-4495 (1496 amino acids)
Biological process (GO): immune response
Molecular function (GO): polysaccharide binding; scavenger receptor activity
Source: RefSeq, a predicted model, not a curated record